Molecule: messenger RNA, 579 nt
Organism: Spirometra erinaceieuropaei
Lineage: Eukaryota; Metazoa; Platyhelminthes; Cestoda; Diphyllobothriidea; Diphyllobothriidae
Source: the annotation of a GenBank genome assembly
AUGAGUCCGCUCACUCUGGCAGCGUGGAAUGUCCGUCCCCUCUUAGCCAAUCCGAGGAACAACCGACCGGAACGGAGGACGGCGCAAGUGGUUCGGGAACUGGCGCGCCACAAGAUGGACAUCGCUGCACUCAGCGAGACCCGGUCCUCCAAACAAGGCCAACUGGAGGAGGUGGGUGCUGGCUACACCUUCAUUUGAAGCGGUCGCCCCAGGACAGUACGACAGGAUGCGAGCAUCGCCUUUGCUAUCCGGAGUGACAUCGUGGGACGACUACCCUGUCUACUGCAGGUUAUCAACGAUCGCCUGAUGAGCCUCCACUUGCCUCUCCAGGGAGGCAAAUUUGCCACCACCGUCGGUGUCUACGCUCCCCCGAUGACCAGCCCUGACGCUGCAAGAAAGAAAUUGCACGAGGACCUGCGCGCCCACCUGAAGUUUGUGCCGAAGGCGUAUAAGCUAAUUGUCCUUGGUGACUUCAACGCCCGCGUCGGCACAGACCAUGUCGCCUGGAGAGGAGUGCUGGGUCUUGACGGCUCCAACGAAAAUGGCCUGCUCGCCCUGUUUAAUUUCCGAAGAAACUAA